Xyrichtys novacula (pearly razorfish) is the source of this 25211-nucleotide messenger RNA. The record is from the annotation of a GenBank genome assembly. NCBI's taxonomy places the organism in Eukaryota, Metazoa, Chordata, Actinopteri, Labriformes, Labridae.
GGGAUUUUACCAGAAAUUUCAGAGAAGCUGGAGAAAUCUUUGUUCAAAAGGCCGUGGACAAGGAUGAAAACCACUGCUGGAAGGCCAUGAUCCUCAGGUUGCAUUGCAUGAAGAACUCUGUUGUGCAAAUCACUGCACGGACUUAAAAUAACUUUAAAAACCAUGAACACCCGAUUCAUUGUGUGCCAACAAAUGCAGGCUAAGGCUAUAUCAUGUUAAGAGGAAACCAUACAAAGACAUGAUCCAGAAAUGCUGGUGACAACUCUGGACCCAUGCUCAGUCAAGAUGAACUGAAAUAAACUGGGAACUGUCAUGUGAUCAGUUUAAUCAGAAUUUGACUUUCUCCUCUUCAACAUUCAGUUUAAAUGCCAAUGUUCAGCAUGGCAUUGUCAUUUACAAGUGUCCAUGUUAUGGGUGACUUACACACAUCUGGGUAGUGUGUUUGGGGCUCCUUUUUCUACUGUAUAUCUGUCAUAUGAUUGUAUGAAUCCUAUGUUUACACCUCAGUUGAGUACAUGUGUGAAACAAAGCAAAACAGAGUGUUAGUCUCGAAUGUAAGAGAAGGGAGUAAUUUCCAUGAAACACCAAUUCUCAUUCAUUUUCUAUCAAAAUAACAACACCCAUGGACAAUUAGAUUUUCUUCUGUUAAAAAAUGUUUUGGAGUCAAACCACUGAAGACGAGAAAAGCAAUGGAUUUUUCUUUUUAAUGCACCGUUUUCUCGUGAUCAUGACUUAUUAUCUUGCUAUAACGAAAUUGUUUCUUGUAACAAUAAAUUAUUGUUUGCGUUGUAUAAUUAUUGUUUUCUCAUCAGACUUUAUAACCCUUUUUUUAAAAAGUCAAUGACUUGAGACAUGAAAAAUGAGACUCCAGACAACUGAAUUUCCCUUCAGGGGACAAUAAAGUUCUUUUUCUUAAUAGGUGACCAUGUCAAAAGAUAGUGGUUCAUACAAAAUGUUAACAUGUUCAAAAAGUGAAGGGAAACUUUUCUUUAAAAUCUAACAGAAGGCAGAUUCAGAUUCAAAGCACUGAAGUCAGUUUUAUUUCACCUGUGCUCCAUAACAAGUCAUACUUGUUAUGAGGUCAUAUGUUUUCAGGCAACAUAGUCUGUUAAUGGUAGGAGUGUUUGUACAAAAAUUAAUUGGAGGCAAGUUUUAGUUGUGAGUGAACAUGUUUGCGUGCACUGGCUGAUUGCCAGUGGUAUUUGUCUGUGUGUAUGUUAUGUGGUUGUGCUGUAACUUCAUGUCUUGUGUGUUUUUUUGUGCUUCUCGCUGCAACCCAAUUUGCCGUCUGGGGACAUUAAAAAAAAUUGAAUCCUAAUCUGACAUGUAACAUUUGUUCUGCUGAAUCACUGACUUAAAGAUAUAUUCAAAUAAACUUUUUAAAAACUAACACAAUAUAUUUUGCUCUAAAAUGCAGUCAUUUUGCAUACCAUUGAUGGGAGCAUUGACUACAAGAAUCCCACGAAUAACUUGAGUGAAAGUAUCUUGAACAAAAGCCAAACACUGCGCGUCCUUCUAGCAGCAUCACCAUGGAGAUGAAAAUGAAUAUACAUAGAUAAUGGAGGUCAUUAGUCCACAGGUGAACUCAUGGCCUUCAUUUACUGACAUUCAGAGCAUUCAAGACUUUAACUACACUAAAUCCUCAUUUACUGUUUGUCUGACUCAUAAACUGAACAUUACUAAAAAUGUGCUUGUACAGUCUGCGGUCCUUUCAAACCUCAUAAUUACAUAAUUGGAGGACACACCUGUUACUGUCAGGCAGCCACCUACAAUCUUAUCUGAGGCCUCACCUGAGAUAGCCUAGGAAGUGUACAGGAGAAAAACAAACAAGUGUGAUGGCCGAGGACUUGUGCAGCAGAUGAUUAAACUAACCUCAAAUAACUUGGUUUAUGUUUUCAGGACUGCAGAGGCCAUAUAUUAUUCACAUAUUUUGAUUUUUUCUUAUGUUAGAUAUGAAAAUUGAAUAUUUCAGACAUUUAAGCUUCACAUUCUGAGUGACGCUUAGCAUGAACAAGUGUGUGUGUGUGUGUGUGUGUGUGUGUGUGUGUGUGUGUGUGUGUGUGUGUGUGUGUCGUUCAAAAACAAAAGAACUAUUUUUUUCCUUAACAUGAAGAAACCUCAAUAACAAUUCAUGCAGCCAUAUUAUUAUUACAACAACAUUCUUUAGCAAACAUUAAACAACUCUUCUUUAACGUUGAAACAAAUACAAAACAUAUAUGAUUAGGAGUUAGAAAAGCAUUUGGUAUUUUAUUUUCAUCUGCUUGGCUUUUGAUGGUACAGGUUCUUUCUUCCGCUUUGUGGGUCUUCUGUUAAAAAAAAUAUCUGGCGCACCCUAGUGGACAUGACUUGGACUUACACUUUGAUUCUGCUGUUAACUUAAAGACGGCGAAUCAAGCCAAUGGGAGGUCAGUACACGUCGAGCCAUAAGAAUGAUAACAAAUUACCGAAAACUGUAGUUGUGAUUAGUUACCAUAGGUUAUUUGAUAUGUUUUACAGACAUAGUCUCAUAAACUCUUAAAUGUUGGCAAAAUUUGUACCAAACAGAAAUCAGAACCAGAACAAAAAUCUAUAUCAAAAUACUUUAUUUAGCACGAGGACCUAAUUCAGUCUUCAAACUUACUCUUGAAAACACAAUCAACAAUAGAAAAGAAUAGAGAUAGGAAUGUAAGCUUUAACAGUGAAGUCAAUUCAGAUAUUUCUGUUAACUAUUACAGUUACAACUGUGACAUGUGAUUAGAGUUGUGCAGGAUGUUAGUUUUUGGAUUAUGUUUUGGUUCAUGACAAAAUGGCUGAAGAGUAAAAGUGCUGUUAAGAAAGUUAUCCCUCUCCAUCCUGCUUUGCUCAUCAUUAGUUAUUAUUCAACCACCUAACAUCGAACCUUCACAUUACAGGAAUAAGAUUAAAUAAAUAAGAAAUUAAAACAGUUAGUUCAAAUUAGACUUAAAUGGCCCAAUAAAUUGUUUUUAUGCAUUAUUUUUUUAAUGAAUAAUAUAUGAUCAAAAGCACAGAUCAAGCGUUAAAAUGCACACUCUUACAGGGGCCUUUUAAACUUAAAAUAAUUUGUAAGUCAUAAGAAACAGAGAAAACGACCUUGGUAAGUUGCUGAGCAAGACGUUUUAAAGUCAAAUUAAAGGGUCUAUAAGAUGAGAAUGAUAUUUUACAUGAUAACUAAAUGCUGUGAUGUGGACUGUAGCCCCAUCUGUAGGUCAAAUUGUGGGCCUGUUUGACACUUGACAAAAUACCAGCAAGCUGACAGUAUUACUUGCAGCUUCAUUGUCUUUAUUAGAAGGGUACUCUUGGAGAGAGUUGGCUGCCAAAUAAUGACAUUGGCUGGUCAUAAUAUCAAAAGCUUUAACUUCCUGUCACUUGACAGUGGCCUCUUUGGUUUCAUGAAAACACCUUCAGUGGCAAGUGCAACUCAUAAACCCGAUCACAAGGUUAAAACUCAGCUGCUUAUGUCACCAGUCAGUACUGCGGUUUAAGGUAUUAGUCAUGUUGGGGGCCCACAACAUCACACACACAAAUUUUUUCAAGUCAUUUCUGACAUGAAUUCAAAAAUAACAUAUGGUUACUUGUAGACUAAAACAUUUCAUAAAGGGAUUUUGGUCUUUAGCGGGACUGAUCCGUUUAGAAUGUAAACUAUGUGGUGUUGGGAGGCAAAAAUGUUGCUCAGAGUGGUAACUUUCAAAGAUGUGAUUGUUCCCAUCAUGCUCUAGAAAUUACAGAGUGCUGACUCCAAGUCUCAAGUGACUGACUACACCUCUCCUUAAGACAUCUGUGGCAUUUGUCUACCGAGCCCGCCUGUUAGCUGCAUGUCAUUAGCCCCUCAGACAUGGUUCUAGCAAAGGCACCAUGCCAUGCAUGAAGAAUUGUGGGAAGUGCAGCAGGCAACCCCCCACCCCUCCACCAGUCUGUAGAAAGCUUCUUUAGUACUCUAAACAUGUAGUCUGCAGCUCGUAGGAGACGCAGCUGCUGAAGCCACAGAGAAAACAAACAACACAUGCAUCUCAUUAAUGAUGUCUGGAUUUAUGUAGUGAUGAGGUUUAAUAUGCUUUUUCAUCCCACCUUCACAGGCCAUAAAUUAUCUGAUAAGAUUAUACUCAAAGCACACUGAAGAAAAAAUGAAAGAAUAGACGUAAAGACUUAGACCAAAAAAUAAAUCUAUUUUAAUGGCGCCUCUUAAGUAUUUAAUGUGAAAGAUUUAAAAUUAAAUGUAAUUGUGUUUAUGUAGUAUUUUCUGUGCCUAAGAAGCAGAAGUGACCAACAUACAAAAACAUAGAACUUUCUUUUUCUGCCGUAGUGCUUAAACCUCCAAACUAACCUAAACAUUACUCCUUCCCAGGGUGACAGGAUUUAGCUAGCAUGCUUUGAGCCAAGGAUAAGUGAAGAGAGGAAAGAGCAAGUGCUUUAAAGAGGGCGAGAGAGAAAGAGAGAGAGAGACAGAGAGAGAGACAGAGAGAGAGAGAGCAUAUGUUCAGGAGGGUGGGAGGGUUGGAGAGAGAGAGAGGGAGAGAGAGGCAGAGGACCAGCGGAUGGGUGCUGUGAAAUCCGUUAACAGGGGAGCUCUGUGCAUUUGUUAGACGUUUUGGCGCUUUGCCCAACUUGGCUCAUUGUAAUCGAGGCAUGAUCGUCGACUCAAGGCAGCCCUCUCUGCUGCCACGGCUGCCUCGCGCCUGGACCCAGCCCAGCUCCCACUACUGACAUGGAAAGACCCGUGAGUGCCUACUUCUCCCCUCUCUCUCUCUCUCUCCCUCCUCUCAUCCCACACUCUCCCCAGUAUUAGGUUCCCUCUCUUCCUCUCCUGCUCUGUCGCAGAUUUAGCUGUGGCUACAUGCAGCAUUUAUGUUGUGUCUCUGGCUCUCUCCCUCCCCUGUUUGGAGCUGCUGUAGGUGGCAGGAACGCUGGGUAGAGAGGAAGCCUUGGCAGCUUUCUCUCUGCAGGGCCCCCUCCUCUUCUCUUCUGCUUGCCUGCCUGCCUGUCCAGGCAUGGCUGGCAGACCCACAACGUCUCUGUGUGUUUUGGGGUUUUUCUGCCACACAAUCACAGAUCUGGCCGGCUGAACCCAGAAGGACUCUGCCCCCCACUUUGGUUUAAGGAGACCUGCGUUCACAUCAGACUGCGCCAUCGGUUUUGCUGAGAUUCUGAGACGGCAGCGUGUCUCUCCAUUGCGCCUAUUCUUGGUGGUAUGUCCUCAUGGUCUGUUGUGUUUGGAUACCCUGACAACUAGAAGCUGUGAGGUAGCUGCUCUCCAGUCUGCUGCGCUCUGUGCUCUCUCUGAGUGAGUCACAACUUUUCUCAUGCUCACUAGGUCUUUGCAGGUCUUACACAAGUGCCUUUGGGUUUUUGUUUUACUGAAAGUCUGUGCUGACACUUGGGAAGAUAUCUGAUCUCUACAACACAACCAUCAAAGUGAGACUGUUGAACUCCGGCUACAUCUCAGCUUUAGCCAAUCUCUGCAGCCGAAACAGCAGCAACGAUGGAAAAUAGCUCGAAAGAAUUCCUUGCAGUCCCAAUGUGAUGGUCUUUGUGUGCUUGUUGGCUGUGAGUCAUCAUACUGUUCUGGUAUUAUCACAUAUAAACUGCCCUGACUCUCUUGUCAUCACUGAGAAAACAGUGGAGGAUGACUGACUCACUUUGACACUUCCCUUCGUCAAGAUGGUUUGACCCCUCCGAAUAAUUCAGAGUGUGGAGAAUGCGGAGCUUCAAGCUGAAUUAUGUUUUGCCAUGGCUUCAGCAAGCAUCAUUCGCGACUUUUCUAUUUGACAGCCUUGUGGUCACAUCUACUCAGCUGUGAAUAACAACAGAUGAUGCCAGUGUAGAUCUAGAACUGAGGAAACUGAUUGAGAGAAAGGGAGAGAUCCUUUAAAAAAACAAGACAAAACAAUUGUUGUCUUUUUGAGUUUCAUCUGAAUAACUAAAUAAAGUCGCUGAUGAGAGGAAGACAAAUCCUUUCUUAUGCUUUUUGCAAACAUUAGCCUUAUUACAGUGAUCCGUCUAACAUAUUGAAUUAUAACUUUAUUUUUUCACAUUUUCAAGCUUGAGCUUCAAGCUGGGGGUGUGUAGCAGUAGAAAUGUCAGUAUUCUACAUUUUGUUGCUUGGGGCAUGUGUCUCUAAAAUUAUUUUGCAUCUAUAUGAAGUAGGAGCACCAUGAUAAGACGAGUCCUCAUGUUGGCAUUUCAUAUUUAUCUUUGUUAUUGAAGGAAAAGUUUCCUUGCCACGAGUUUGACACUGCUCCCAUGUAGGGAUGUGUGCAGUCUUUGUAACCAUCAUAAACAUAACUUUAUAUGGCACCUUUAAAAGAAGGGUUUACAAAAUGACAGAUGAGCGAAAGCACAGGAGCACAAAUAUGAAAGCCAAAACACAUCAGAAACACAAGCAGUGACCAACAACAAAAGAAAGAUUUCAGUAACAAGAAAAUCCACCCAAUGAGCCCAAACAGCUUGAAAACCCAUCAUUCAAACCCAAACAAUACAAGGACCCAACAAUGAUGAUCAAGACAGAGAGGAACAAUGACGCAAAAUUAUGUAUGCAAUGAAAAGCAAAACAAUAAAAAGGGAUUCUAGAGCGAUAAAAGCACUAAUAACGACAGAAGAACAAAAAAUUAAGACAGUAGAAUAAAUGAAAACCAUAAAAGCAGUGGAGGAAAUAAGAACAGUAAAACAGAUAAAAGCAUGAAACACAAAAAGCAGGGUGAAAUGAUAAUAAAAGUGAUAGGAACAGAUUAAUACAAAAACAGUAAAUGCAGUAAUCACCAACAAAGAAAGAGCCACAGACGUUUAAAAUGUAUACCUUGUAAAACAUAGUAGGUGACACCACCAAAUGAAGACUUUUCAAUAUCCGAGAAUGGUGGACUGGAAAAUGCCAACUUCACCUAACUAGACACAGCCUGAACACAGACAAAGAGGUGGAGCUGAGACAGACUUUUAACACCCUGGGAAACAGCUACAACAUCUAUGUCCAUCUAUGUGUCAGCACAGCCAUGACCUCAAUUAUGCAGAUUUAUGUUGAAUUCUUCUCAACAAAUGUCUUAUACAAAGAAAUCACCCAUUUAAAUCACCCAGUGUGUGACUGAAUAAAUAACUGAUCAAAAUAUGCCAAACGGUUUUUAGACCAAGCUGUAAACAAUGUAAUGUUCACAGUAAAAAUAAGCUUUCAAACAUUGCUAACUAAUGGGGGUGUCCUUGACUUUUUGAGCCAGCCUCACAUGGACACUGGAGGAACUGCAUGUUUUUGUGCUUCUAUGUUUGCUUCAGUUCUCAGUAAAGAUUGCUGCUUGUAAGAAACGUGGACAUGGGUCUCAGUGAUGACACCUGUCGGUACAUGAAGAUGCGUUUUGAAGCCCAAAGAUGUCAGUCACCAGACUUGAAAUGCUGUCAACGAACUUUAGACUUAUCUAGAAACCGGUGAAGAGAUGGAGUUAUGACCAUUACCCAACCACCUUGCCAACAGCUACAAUGUUCGCACCUGUCACUCAGAUCAGUCAUGCCUCAUGAGCUUAGUUAUGCUCAACACUAAGCUGUAGUUCAAUCUAGAUGAGUUACAAGCUGCACAGAUGUUACAAAUGGAGAAAUGGCCAGUAGGGACCAAACCUCUUUGGUGUGUUGUUCAAGGCUUUACACGUUUCAUUUAGCCAUAAAAAUUAGCAUCCUAUGCAUCCUAGCAUCUAUGGACCUCUACAGUGUGUCAUUCACUUUUGUCCUGAAGUUCUGUUUAUGUACUCAUCUAUGCUAACAAACUGUUAGCUGUAAUCCAAUAAGAUGGAACUCACUUCAGCAUCAUUAGUCAACACUUAGGCAGAAAACAAACAUCUUGCGCAAAAGAUCUUCCUGUUUACUUCAUCUGUCAUAUCAUGUCUCUCCUGUCAUUCACUGGACCUGAACCUCUAGUAAUCCUGUGCCACACUCUACCAAUCCUUGUCUGCACAGGCCCUUUAGUUUGCUCUGCAGCAAAGGGCCAACUCACAUGCACACACACACACACACACACACACACACACACACACACACACACACACACACACACACACACACACACACACACACACACACACACACUCACAUACACACCAAAAAAAGACUACACAGACCAGAUUAGAUACAGAACAUUAAGUUACUGCAGGCUAAAGGAAAUGAGAUCCAUGUUGGAGAAAUGCCAUCCCAUUAUAAUUCUGAAUCAAAUCCUAAUCUUGACUGUUCUGAAUAUCUGUUGACAUUUUCAGCUCGGCAGCUCUCUCGCACAUGUUUGCAGUUGGUACAAUGAGUCUGGGAGAGAGAUUUUCUUGAAAGGCACACCUAAUAGCAGCUCCAUGAGAGCAGACUGGGAUUCUUGGUAUGGAGGCAUGCCGUGCUGACCACAUGGGGAUGUUUAAGAUGCUCUGCAUAUGUAUUCACCCUGUGUAACUGAGCUUCGUAAUGAACGCCCCAUCUGUGCUGGGUGUGUUAUUGUAGCAUAUGCAGUAGUUUGGAAACGCUAGGGCACUUUUUAUUGGCUAACAAUUAAUUUAUUUUUUAAUAUUUGGGCGUUCAAACUUAAGAGUUCCCACAGAAAUAGUCUCACAAAUCAUCAAGUAAUUUUUUUUACCAACCAUAUUAUAUCUGUCAUAAAAUGUUUGCCUGCAAUAUCUGGUCAGAUUUGUAGAUUUUUCAUUUGUGGUUUUUAGUUUGGAUUAGAUUGAUCUUAUUUUUUGAACAGGAUACUGUUGUGUAACUUCAUUAAAGUAGAGCACUUGUAGAACUCUUUUUUUUAUCUUACUGGAUAAAAAUAUUUUUGUCUUACAGUUAGAGGGCAAAAAAAGUACUUUUUUGAAAACUCAGUUAUCUCAUGUGUCUUCUCACAGACGCCCACUGACAUGAUGCCCAAAAGGGAUCAUGAACGGGACCUGGAGCUGGACAAGAAAAUUGAGGCUCUCCGCAGAAAGAAUGAAGCACUCAUGAAAAGGUACAAGGUGAGGACAAAUGCCUGAAGGCAGAAAAGUCUCUUCAGAGUCAAAAGUUUGAGUUAAAAAGAUUUUUUUUUCUUUAAAAACAGCUUGCAGCUCCAUCCGGCUUCCUGAUUAGUUUGUCAUUUUCAUUGAGUUUCUUGUAGGAGGUAGAGGAGGACAAGAAAAGGGCAGAAGAAGAGGGAAUGGCGUUGCAGAGUCGCAAAGGCAAAGCUGAUGAUCUUACCAUCACAAUCAGCAAGUCCACAACUGUGAGUUUUUUUUUAACAUGAGCUGACAGACAGAUAAUUGUGCUUUUUUGUAGAGAGGAUGCUCUGAACUAUAUGAAUAAUUUAAAACUCAGUCUUGUCCUUGGUCAGCAGGAUAAUCGUGUGGUGGUGACAAAACCACUCAGUGGUGGUUCACCAGCUGGGAAAGAACCGCAGGAGGUUGGUCCUGACAGAGGAGGUGAAGCUCCACCGCAGGGUCCUGGGCGAGGCCACAGGACGCAGUUAAUGGUCACCAUGGCUGGUAAAAAGGUAAAUACACUGCAGUGCGGAUUUUCAUCCACAGCAAAUCCAUAUCCAAAUCAAAACAUACAAGUAGACCAAAGUAAUACAUAGAGAGCUAAAGCUGUAGAUUUUAGUUAGAAUAUGUUUAAUGUUGAGACAAUUCUUUAGUGCAUGCUAGAUUUAGGCCUAAAUGUGUGUAAACUACAACCUUCUGAUGAAUUCCUUAAUUUUUUUGUAGUUUUUCUAAAUAGACCAAAUAUACUUGAUCUACAUCCUCUCACUCAAAGCCUCAAAACACUGUAAUAAGAAGUGGGUGCAGCCACCAUGACAUCACCCAUUGGCUUGUAGACUCCCUGUUUGAAGCCUUGAGUCUGGCUUUGGAGCCACCUUGUUUUUUCCUGACCACAAAGAAAAGAGGUUAGAUUUUCAGCUUAUCACUGAGUUAGCUUCACUGUGGCUUAUCAGUUUGCAAGUGGCUCCCUUCUGUUUCUCAGAGUGGUCCCAUCUUUAAUAAUUCACAACUUCAAGCCUUAAUAAAAUCAGAAGUUCCCUCCCUGUUCAGUUUUCAUGAAUGCAGUGGGCUGAAGUAGAGUACAGAUCAAAACAACUUGAUUUGUGCCAGGUUGUAAACAUACCAACACUUUUGCUGUACUGUGUUUUAUAAAAUUGGAAUAAAUUGGGGAUUGAUGCUUUCAGAGCCAGUUCCAAGUGGCCAUUGUAAAAACAGUACCGUAAUUUUUUAGCACCUACAUAUUUAGGAUGCUGCUCAGACAAAGUUUGGGGAUGUAAAGCUGGAAAUUAGCAUCUGCAUGCUACCACCCCAAUGAGCAUUUUUUGGUCUAACAGAGGUCUAAUAGACGUCUAAAUGUAGCGUAGACGACUGGUUGAAAAACCACAGGUCUAAUAAUGAAAGUUUUUUAGACGUCUAAAUUUGGACCAAGUUUAGACUAAAUCUAAAUCUGGGCUGUAUCUAAACUACAUUGUAUAUUGCUCAAUGGCUAUCAUAAUUAUUUUGGUUCAAUACUUGGAUAUCAGUUAUGCAACUCACAGUUGCUUUUUGAAAUAAACAGUUAUAGAAUAAUGGGUUAAAGUGCAACGUCUAAAUUCCAUCUAAAAAUAUACAGAUGGUUGAAAUUAGGUUUAAAAAGACAUCUAAUAGCCGUCUAUUGCUCAGUGGGAUGCUUAAAAUAAAAAUGCUAAAACAGUGUUUAGUGAGUGAUGGUUCACCGACUUACCAUAGUUUUGUGUACAAGAGUACUAAUUGCUGCUAAUUAGUGAGCUUUUUAGCACUAUAACUGAAGUUUAACUGAGGCUUACGGGAAGGUUAAAGAUUUUGGUUGGACCUGAUGAAAAUAUGCAAAAGUUAACCUGCUUGCUGUCCUCCAAAGGUCACCUGGCAUCAUUACUGGAUACUUGGACACACCAUCGAUGCCUGCAAAACCUUUAAUGCUAAUGUAUGCCAAAGUCAUAAACUAAAUGAUACAGUGUGUUGUGUUUAAAGCACUUUUCUUUGUCUUCUGGCCACUGCUAAUAUUUUCACAUUAUCUUUUUUAUUCACAUGUUCUUUUUUAGCAUGCUUGGCUUACCCAUAAAACAUCAAAUAUCUAAAGAAACACAAAGCUGCAUGACUUAAAUACCUCGCUCUGAUUGGUGUUGUAAAUAACAUUAAUAAGUCAGUGUAAUUUUAGGAGAAUGAAAUCACAACAUAACAGGCUGUGAUGAAUCUAAAUGUAGGCUAAACUAUCAUACAAUGAGCAGCCAGCAUCUAGCUCCAAAAUGAGUAACAAGGAUCAUAGAAGGAAAAUUUUGUUAAGGUAACACCUGUGGUUUAUCUGCUCUUCUGCUCAUUCCCCUCAAAAUAAUAUUUUAACAUAAAAUUAUGACUUUUAAUUUAUAUAUUUUUUUCUUAUACACAAAUCAACAACUAACUCUUAUAAAUCUAUGAGUUUAUUCAUGAAAAUGAACUAUGUUUUUCUUGAAAAUCUCUUUUUUUUUCUUUAUGGUGGUCCUUAUUCUGUGACGUGCUUUACACAUGAGAAGUGACUGGCACCCUUGGAUUUAAAUGCACUUUAUAACAGUUAUUAUACUGUAAUAUGAGUACCUUUCUCUCCAGGGUAAGAGGGUGGUAAGCGAGAGGCCAGAGAAUCGGCCAGACCCUGCGGAUGUCAAGACCUCUGCAGAAGACGGACAGGCGAGGCGUGUGGAGUCAGCAGGGAGGGCGAAGCAACAACCUCACAUGACCAAGAGGGAGGCAGCCGCACAGGUCUGAAUCAAACUCUGAGAACGCUCUGGCGAUCGUACCCCUCAGCAUGCACCCUCCGGUCUGCGUCUGCCUCCAUUCCCACACCCCUCUUUGUUCGCUCUCUAGUGCUGCAGCUCAACAUGUUUUACAUACAUGUCAGACAUGUCGACUGGCCACACCCAUCCAGUGAUGAAGCACAAUGGCUUGUGGACAGGAGGUGGAAUGGGGCUUUGACUUACUGGUAUGGGAUUAAAGCUGGGGGCUGCUGAUAGAGCUGUUGGUUAGUAGAUUCUGAGGAGAACCAAACUUAACAAAACAAAAACCUUUUAAAAGCUUUUUAGUUUCUUUCUUUGUAAUUCAGAGUUCUCCCACUCAUAAUCGCUAAUAUGUUUUGUAUUUUCUCCCUCUGAGGCAACAUGAAUAAUCACUCAGCCUCUGACUCUAGAUGCCUCUGGGUGUGUGGAACAGGCUGUGCAGUUCACGGAGUUCCUCAAACACCAUCAAAGAUAGCCGAACGCUGUCAGGUCCUCUCCCAGCAAAAUGCCCUGUUGUUAACUCUAUACUGUAUUGCUCAUGUUCAUGUGCAGAAACACAUAUGCACAUGCACUGCCCUUAGCCAGGCUGCAAAAUGCCACACUGUAACUGACCUUAGGCCCCCCCCCGGGUAUGCAGAAACUCUGAAACAGCUGCUCUGCCUGAGUCAAACGCACACUCUUAUACACACACACAUUCAGACAGAAACAAGCUGCUUGAUUAAUAAGCUGAUACACAGACAGCUGAUCCUCACCACUGUGAAUACAGACAGUCUGAUUGCAGGAGGGGUCUUCAGACACAAAACAAAUGGCUCUUUUGUCUCAGCGUUGUAUGUCUGCAUCUGAUUGGUUGUUUUGUUCUUAGCUUAUGUGCGCUAAAUCUUUGGACUGAGCCGGAUGCUCUCGUGUUUUUAUUUUUGGCUUGCUUGGUUUGUACCCCGUUUUUUUUUACUCAGUGGACUGAACCAGCUCUCUGGUGUCCCAGUCAUCUGUGAAUCCCAAGCCAGAGACCCGGUUUUUCCACGUGGUUGCUGUUUACAUAACCGGUAUCAUUUGACACGCUUCAUGAGAGAGAGAAAGAGUGAGAGAGAGUGUCAUGGAUAUAUCUGGCAAGUAUCAGAGAGGAUUUGCAUGGAGUAAAAUAAAUUGCUCACUGCUACAUGUUUCUUUGUAGCCCUGUCUCUGAAAUAUUUUGAGAGUGAGUGUGUGGAAACAAGUGAUUGUGUGACUGGGGUGUGGUUUUUUGACUGUGUCCCAGGCAGAUUGUAACCCCAUGACUGGGCCGUCUCUCUCUCUCACUCAUGAGAGAGGGUGAGACAGUGGAAAGGAAAUACAAAGGCGAAGAAAAGGGGAAAGAAUCAGAGGGGAAGACAAGGGAAGACACUCCUGGCACCCCACCGCUUGUUUCCAGCCCUUAGUUUCCCUUCUCUGAAACCUUAAGUGGUCGACUCGCCUCUGGCACGAUUGUUUCCCCAUUCCCACCAUCCUGAAAGGGCCAAUUUGAUCUAAUUAACAUUCGACUGCCUUCUCACUCUGAAAAGGCUCAUUAUGCUGCCAAAGUGACGGCUUGGCAAGGUGCCAGGAAGCGGUCAGAGAGGGAGAGGAAGAAAGAGUGAGAGGAGGAAGAAGAAAAGAAGAAGCAAGGUAGUCUGUGGUCUUUUGUGUUUGAGCCAGACAGCAUAGGUGUGUGGGAAGGAGUGUGUAUGUUUAUGUUGUUGUCUGUCCGUGUGAUGGAGCACUCUGUUCAGUAUUUAUUUUCUUUUUACCCCUCUUGGCUGUUCAUUCAAGUGUUGCUGUUUAUGGCGACAUGACUCAUCCACUGUGUUCAUCGAAGCCAGUCGCUGCGGGCAGAAAUACACAAGAACCAAAAUUCACACAUUUUUAUACCUUUGAUAAGAUGAGUAGGAUUUUCUAACCUGUCACAGUUCAACCUGUAGUUGGCGCUCUGUUUUGAUGACCUCAUCGCAGAGUGAACCUUUACAACUACAGGUGCCAAUAUACCAUAGCACCAUUAGUUCACUAGAGGGCAGUGUUGGCUUCUUAAUCCAGCAGAUGAGUCUGCGCUCGUUCUUGAUUUACUUUGAUGUCAAUGGCAGCAGUAACACCAGUCUUUACAACCAUUUUUAAUUGGCUCACAACAAGCUGCUGUGUCAUCCUUAAUGCUGCUGUGCUCAAUCUUUCUUUUUUAUUUGUCCUUCUCUGUGACAGGAGGAUGUUAAAGAAGGGCAGAGUCACACUGAGGAGCAGCACGGGCUUUCAGAGCAGGUAAUACACACCUAAAAACAAACCAUGUCAACAUUUACAUUUUUACUCCUAAGCUAACAGAAUUCAGAAUCAAAACAUCUCAUUUGCCUAAUGGUUAAAUCUUCAGCUCAUUAAGUUCAUAAUGUAUACUAACAGGGUUUUAAUAAGACAACCUCAAAAUCACAAAGAAAUGCAAAUCCCCCCACUUCAAACAUUCACAUGCAGACAGGAACAACACACAGCACAAACACACUCCCUCCUACCCCACAGCCUGUCCCCAUCUGCCUUUAGCAGGCUCACGUGUAAACAUUGCUGGAGACGCUCAGAGCUGUCUCAGAUCAAGUAUGCGAUAAACAGACUAACAUGGGGAGGCAGAGGGGAGGUACGGGCUCCAAAGACUCCACCGAAUACUGUAUGUCACAUGACAAGCAAGGCUGUUCAUUCCUCUCUGUGCUGUUCCCGCUUGCAGCCUAUUCAAGGAAACAUCACACUGAGUUAGUAUUUAUGAGGUGUUGUGUAAGGGUAGGAGGUCACAGCGUUCAGCUUUGUUCACUGUUUUGGUUAACAAAUACCCCGAAGAGGUCUUGUGGCAAUUCCAGGCCCGGUGUAGACAAUCUCUGGAGGGAAGGAGAGGGGAGCAGUUUGACAGUCGAGUAAAAGAGCACAGUCCUUCUGGUUUGACAUCCACCAAGAUAUCAUCAAAUCAAUACAGGAGGAUAAUAUUCAUGUUUUAACAACACACGGAUGCCAAGAAACAAGUUUAAAAUGAUAUGACUUGAUGAGUCAUGAUUAAAAAUGACUUUUUUUGUCCACUAGAUGGUGAAUGGAGUUGUUUCCUCUUGAGUUCGUCAAGAUAGUUUGGAAGUUGAUUGAAACAAAGAUAGAGCAAUCACUUCUUAUUACUGCAUCUUUUAGUUAUCUAAGAUUUGGUUUAAACACUUAUUUCCUGUAAAUCUCCCAGCCUCAAAAGGGGAACAACAUUUUUCUUAAAUAGAUGCAUCUAAUAAGAUGAAAUCAAUGUAAUAGUAUUGUAGAUAGCAUUUGUUUUAAUGAACUAGAAGUUUGUUGCGACUCAUUUAUUGUUUCAAUGACGCUUUGAUUUAAUCUGUUUGCUUGACAGUCUCAUAUAUUGUACAAGCCACUAAAGGGUCUGGAUAGUCUAAAUCCCCUUCCUUCUUUAACAAAUAAAACAGAUGUAAUAAUAUAUUCUGUUAGGGAUGUCAUUUAUAGUGCUAAACAAAUGGUGAAAUAGAUGAUCACAGUCAUAGUACAGCAAUGAUGUAUCCUUUUGUAACUGAGAUAUUUGGAAAAAUCUUGUUUGUCCUGCUGUCUCUUCACUCUGUGGAGUCCAACUGUGUGUCACAUCCACCUCACCUGCCUCGCAACCCGACAACCCCGCCCCUAAAGGCCUGGGGGAGGUGAAAAAUUGAAAAGUGCUAAUUAGCAGAGCAGCCAGGCUGGCAGCAGCACUCGGCCUGUUGAAACAUGCGGAGACACUCUCCCGUGUGGACCCUCAGUGUCCUUCGAGGGGCCCGAGGAGAGGGAGGAGGGAAGAGGUGGAAAACAGAGAGAUGAGCACAGAUGCCAUGCUCACUGGUAACUGUACUGAGGAGGCAACAUGUUUACUUGACUGUGAUUGGUUCACACCUGAGAGGAAAACAUCACCCAUCUGAGUUUCUAAUCCAUGCCUACUGCUGUUUUUCUCUCUGUAUGACAUAAUGUGCAGAGUAGUGUGUAGCAUUUCCUCUCUCAGUCCAAAACCUCACAAAAAUGUCUCUUUGCUAGCGCUGUUGUCCCCUCUGCUGUAUAAAAACAAACAAGACACAAUAAGCAGUCUCUCCCUGUUGUUUUUUUACAUGUUUUCCCUCAGAGCACGGCAGUGUUUGUAGUGCAGGUCUGCUCCAGAGCGUUUGUUACAAGAGCACAGCCUCUGCAUCCUUUGAUGUGUUAAAGAGCCAGCAUCAGGUCACCUUUUAGUAUUAACAAGCUCUACUUUCUGCUCAUCACAUCAAUAAGCAGGUGACGGGGAGAAGAGAGGAAGGAGGCCUCACCAGAUUUAAUGGACACAGCACUUUUCCUGGAAGUGUCCCAGAGGAGUGUGUUGUGUUGUUUGCAGCUUUAGUGUUAGACAAACAAUAAGCUCUUAUGGUAAUACGAGAGGAACUGACUGAAAUGAGUCAACACCCACAAGUCCUCUUUGUGUUUAGACUGAGGCAUUGAUUGGCGUGUUCAGUAAUGUAGAAGGAUUGAAACUUCAUUGUUUGUUCCUCUAUUGAACCCUCUAUAUUUGAACCCCUUUUCUUUUCUUUUAUUUGCAUUUUUUAACCAUAACAGAAACAAGACAUACAGUCAUACAGUCAUACAAAGAAAAAUAUAAAUAAAAACAAACACAAAACAUGGUGUCAUUCAUAGAGAAGAAAAGAAAAUUGUCCAUGUAGCCUCCAUCAAACUUGUCCAUUUUUUAAGUCAUGUGAAGAGAUUUAUAUUUAUUCCAUUUUCCCACUUUCAGGUGUUUGUUUCUUGCUGGAGUUGUAAAGCGUGUGUAAGUUUCUCCUUUUCGUAUAGUUCUUCCACCAUGUCCAGACAGUUUUUCUGAUUUGGUGGGUUCUCCUUACACCAAUUCCUUAUAAUGGGCUUCUUUGAUGCUGCAAGUAGUAUUUCUGUCUUUGGUUUGUAUGUUUUCCUGCGUAAGAUUGCCCAGGUAACAUUACCUCAAAGGUCACAGGGAGCUCGUAACCUAGUAUUUUUCUUAUUCCCUGGCUUAUUUCUUCCCAGUAGUUUUAUAUUUUCUUGCAGCACCGAAAGAUAUGGGGUAUGGCCAACAUCCUCAACCUUUUUCUGAUUAAGGAUGUGUUUGGAGUGAAGAAGCUGGUCUUGUUUAUUUGAGGCUGUUGCUCUGAUUAGCAUGUGGAGUUAGUAAUGUGUAGACACUCCCAUGAUUUAUAUAAAUAUUAAAAAAAAUCUUGUUAUUGUUAUUAUGAUGGAAUAAAUCAAACUGACCUGUUUUGUGUUUAAUAAGGAGCCGGAAAGCCCACAGGCUUGCACAGAUCUCAACAUCCCCACAUCGAAAGAGGAGCAGGAGGAGUAUCUGCGGUGGAAGAAAGAGCGCGAGCAGAUCGACAGGGAGAGAGUGGCUCGCCACAAAAACGCUAAGGGCCAGUGGAGACGGGCAUGGGAUAUGGACAAAACUGAGAACAUGUAAGACUUCCGAGCAGCACUCAGCCUCCCUCGGGUAUAUAUAAUCUGCUGACGUCUCACGCUCUGUCAUAGUUACAGUGAUAACUUUAUUUAUGAAGCAGCUUUGAAACAGAGUUAUAGAAGUGCUAGGCCAGACAUAGCAGGUUAAUUUAAGAACAGAAGCCCAGACUCUGAAGUCAAAUACAAGCUGAAAAGAUUAGUUAGGAUAAAAAUAAAAAGCACAAAAAAGCAAGUUUAUUUAAAGGGGGCUUUAAGAAAUGAUACUAAAGGAGACAGUGAUUGCAUGGUCAUGUACAUUUUUAUCUUUUUCCUUUUACUCAGAUUGGGAGAAUCCUUCUUUUGUAGUCUGUCUUUGACCAUGAAAUGUUCAUUCUGCCAAUUAAAUUUAAUCAGCCUCACAUGUUCUUCACAUGAAGGUCCAAGCAGUAUGAGCAGAAAGUCUUCAAUCCUCUUAUUUCCUGUAGUAUCAUUGCAAACGGUCUGUUCUGAAUAAUAUGCUUAAAUACUCUCUUCUCCUGAUGCCACUCUUAUGCCUGUAGGCCAGACGCUGUUAGUGUAGCUAAUUCAGGCACAAAGUAAAGGGUAAAAACUGGGAACUUCAGGCAUGAUCACGUACAAAGAUUAUGAAAUAAAUCCACACAAGUGUCUCUUAAAGCAACAGAAGCACACGAGCAGAGUUUAAAAAAAAUGACGAUUUUUGAUACACGGGUAAUUCUCAUUACCUUUGUAUCGUACUCUCAUUUUAUUUCUGUUUGUGGGCACACCAGAGAUUGUGGACCCCAUGAAAGUAUCACACUUGGCCCAAAUGCUUCACUUUCACAAAUGUUAGAAUAUUUUUAGUGCCUACCUACAAAGAGUCUCUGAGUAUCCAUCUUUUAAACUCACUCAGUGCAAGAAGGUCAAUAAAAAGACUUCAGAGGAGGAUUGUUUGCCAUAGUGCUCAUGCAGAUAUGUUAGUACACACUGUAACAUUUUUUUGGUGUCUGUGAGGCAGCACACUUAAUCAGCUUUUCCCCUGACUAGCUUGCAGUUAUUUUUAUCACUGGGUUGUUUCUUCUGUCCUUUUUCCUGUAUUUUUGAAGUCAGUGAAAAGUUUUAUUCACUUGAGAAACUGAUGUAGAUAAGAAAGAAGAUGACCUUGAAGAACAGCCUGUUUCUUUCUCGUAGGAUUAUUGGCAUUACAAUCCAUUUGAUAAGGUUUCUGGAGCACAUGAUCACAAGACUGAAUAAAGUCACAGGACGUUAAUGAUUGCAUAAUCAUAUAGUGACUUCAAGGCAAUUGUAUAACUGUACCAGCAGGUUUUAAUAGCAUAUUACUAUAACUUGUGUCCUUAUAUUCUGAAGUUUGUUUCACAUUUACGGCCCAUUUAUUUAAAGUGUAUGAUAGAUGUUUAACAAACCAGCUUUGAGCACAAAUUGCCAAACUGCAGAGUAAAUUAUUGUGCCGUUUGAGGAAGCAUCAAAAUGUAAAGAGACAAAGGAGGAGCGGUUAUUUUUAUCUUGGGAUAAGGAAUGGAAUUCCUUACCUUAUUUGGUGAGGCUUAAACAAGGGCCUGGAGUAAGAAUAGAAGAGGAAAUGUGUUUUUGAUUCAACAAUUUAGAUUGUAUCGCUGGCCGUAAAAAUGCAAGGAAGUGACUUAUGAGGCACAAACCUCUUCCUGAUUCUGCAGAAGUCCGAUUUUACACCCGUUUUUAAUGUACUAUGAGGAUACUUGAAUGUCAGAAGAGCUUGUUGAUGUGGGUGUAGAGGGGCUAUUAUGUCAUCAGAACUAAAAGUAAUACAUUAGACAUGAGCAAGACGCAUGACCUGCUGUGUGAUUCUGUCUAAAGUGAACCUCUGCUUUUAGGUUUUCAGGCAAAACCCUUCCUGAUAGAGACUGGGGGCCUUCAAACAGAGGUGGGACAUCAUCUCAUGAAUCUCAGAGCAUGAAGACAAAAUUGACCAAAUUAUGUGCUUCAUUUUAUCAUUGACUUUUUCCCUUAAAGACUAACCAAUGUUUCACUAUCCUAGGAGGAAGAAAUGCUAGAAGAGGACAAUCUAGGGCAGGCACUAACUCAAAAGGUAUCCCACAAUGAUAGUAAAGUAGCUGUCUUAGGGUUAAUGUCACAAUAUUUUGUAUAUUUACAAUGGUUCUUUUGACAGAAAAUGUCAUAAUUGUGACUUGAACUGUAAGUUUUCUUUUGUCGCAGGUCAUGAUAAGAGGGGCAAAGACAAGGGAGCAAAAAAUGUGCCAGUCAUGAGCAGUAAAGCAAAAGGCAUAGAUCGUCUGACUGGGAGAGCCAGGAGGUAAGAAACAGCGAAAACUAAUCUACAGUGAGGCCACUGAACAUCCAGUUGACCAGCCAGCUGAUGGGGGAAUUAAUUAAGAAUGGGUUGUGGACACUGAUUGAGUUAUGCAUUAUUUGUCCCUGUUGUCAACUCUGUCUCUGAGGAUUUUAAAUUGCAAAAACACUCACGAAGUUCAGCGUUUUGACAAAGAUAGAUUACAACUCAAUGUAUGAUGAGACAGAACCCCCUUUUCAUUUUUUUGUGGAGUCAAUUCAUGACAAAGUUAGCUGACUACAUCCAGCGGACUUCUUGCAGGGCAUUGGCGAAAAUGUUCCCAGCAUUCUGGAAAAAAAAUUAAACCCAUGAAAAAGAAAAGUGCUGUUGAAGUAAGCGGCUCUGUUAGUGUGGUGUGUUGGUGAGUUACAUUUUCUUUUUGCAGUGAGGCUGACUUUUGCAUAAAAAGUGGUAUAUUUUGCUCCAAAUGAAUUCAUAACGGCUCAUUUCAACAGCGUGCAAGCAACACUGACACUGUUUGUUCAGCUGUGCAGUUUAUGGAGGGUUAAACCUGCGCGUGCUUUGGGAAUUUAAAGUCUUCUCAGUUCAUUUGCACAGGUUUAGCCUCACAAUCCUUUUGUGAAUCAGGCCUCGAGUCUCUCUCACCAAAUGUCAUUAGAAAACAUUUGAUCAAAAUACAUCAAAUGAGGAAGGCAUGUUGUCGUUCUUACAGAGAUUUCAUUUUAAAGUCUUGGAGGUUUCACAACAUUUAUUCUUGUCCUUCUAUUCCUCUCUUGUGAAAAAAGCCUCUGUGUUGUGCAGUGAGGACGCUUUCAGGGUGUGUUAUUACAUAAGCGUUGGCGCACAGAAAACUAAAAACCACAAGGCCAAUGACCUGGAAAACGCAGAUUUAUAGACUUCCAGUGUGUAACUUCUAUGUCCCAGAUGAUUUUCUCUUUAUGUGUGUCUCUGGGGGGCGGAUUGAAGGGAAAGGUACGGUUCAAAACAGCAGCCAGGUGAGUGCUGACAGGCUCUUGUUCUCAGGUUGUGCUGAGGCCUCAGCUGCCAAUGGGUAUCAGUGCAGCAAGAGUCAGUCCAUGGCCAUUAUUCAGAUCAUUGCUAGUCAGAGCUUAGGUACCUGCUGCUCUCUUCCCCCACAUAUCCCUUUGUUCCUUUGUCUCUCCAUCUCUUGCUUGUCUAUGCAGUUUCAAAGAAUUAUUCUAUAUUUGGGAAGUGCAUGUGGGAUUACGUUGAGUGAACCAUCAGUUAUGCAAAAAUGAAUCCCACCACCAUAAGACCCAUUUAUUGCCUGGAUACUCACUAUAGAUUCAAACAAAUCGACACAAAAUCCUGAUCCAAAGAUGAUAUCAUUAAUUUGAAAAUGAUUUAUUUAUAGAGGGUUUUAAAAAGACGCUCAGAUUCCACAGUUGGAUGGGCCUCCAUGGCAACAGCUUUCUUAUCAGCCAUCCAAUGUGUUAAAUUCACAUUAGACUGAAGAUUUCCAUUCGGAGUAAAGUCUAAACAUGAGCUUUUUUUUCCUGUUUGCACUCUAAGCAGAUGCAGAAAGUAAUAGCAGCACUUAAGGCUCUCUCCCCCUGAACUUUUUAAACUCUGACAUUUUUUACUCACUCAGUCCUGAAGCCAUUACCUCAUUUUCUAAUGGUUGCUCCUCGUGGGUCUUCACUAAUUUUCUGCUCUGUUUUCGCUCAUCACUCAUGACUGAUCAGACAUCAACCAUAAACUUUUUUUUACAGGUAAUAUUAAAAAGAAACCAUUCACAUUAUUUAGCCUGAUGAUAUGACAUACUAAUAAAUAUAAAACAGCUUGUCAUAACUUUAAAUGCCAACGUAUUUUGUUGAACAAGGAGGGAGAUGAAAUGAUUCAGAAACUCCUUUACAUACUGGAGCUACCCUUGUUACAGAGUUCACUAUCGUUAUAUUGUUUUAGGGCUUUGACCAAUAAGAAUUAAGUAGUUACUACAGCUGGGAGAGACCUAUGUUAUGAAAUACAAAUACAUAAAAUGUAACUUUACACAUGAGUUUAAGGAGUUUAAAUUUUAUGCAGUAUUAAGAAGGUAAAUGGGAAAGUACACAUUUUUCCCUUUUUUUCAUUUUGAAAGGGAUUGUUUUUGUUGUUUGAUGCUAUGAGGGAUCAUUGUUUUUGUACUGAAGAAGCUGAACACAUAUAAAAUGUCCUUUAAGGAAACAGGGGUGUCAGUCCCCCUGUUUCCUAUCUCUAUGCUAAAUCUAGCUGGCCUAGCUGGCUGAUGGCUAUAGCUUGAUUUUUACUGUAUUAAUAUAACAGGGGUAGCCAUCCUCUCCAACUUUCAACAACAAAGUAAAUACAGUAUGUCUGAACUGAUGGGCUUUUUUAUCAGAUUUAUCCUUGCUUGUUUUUUAAAAAAACUUUUUCAGCUGAGCAGCUCUCAAUUAUGAAACUCUUUUUUUUCAGAUGGCAGGCAAAUGAAGAAGGAGAGAGCCAACUGGUGAGCUAACAAAAUUGUGUGUAUGAAAUGGUUUGACAAGUGUUAUUAAAGAAGCAUAAACAACAACAUUUUUCUUGUCUCAUCCACCAGACCCCUGACACGACAUUAGAAGAAUUCCUAGAGGAACUCGACGCCCUCACAGAUCCUGAAGUGGAGGAUCCAAGGGAUCAGGACUUAAAGACAAAGCUGUCUCCUAGCCCUGAUUUACUAAAUACAUCAGAGUCUGUGUCAGCUGCAGUCCUGAGAGAGGACACCCCCACUGAGGGGAGGCCAGAGGCUUCAUCCCCUCGGGGAUCAGAGAAGAAAGUACGCUUCUCAGAGGAACUCAUCCUGGGGGCUCACACAAGGCAAACCUCGGGCUCUCAGGACUCUCUUGGCUCAGAAUCAAGAAGUUCGAGCUCUCUAAAAGCUUCCUCGCCUAAGAAACAAGUACAUAAAGCGCAGGGACCUGAGCAGCCUCUUGAAAGUGCCAUGCAGGAUGAUGGCUGCCUUCAUCAUGAGGAAGGUGGUCUGGCUCCUGUUGCCCAGCAAAAGGCCCCUGCAAUUGAAAGUACAAAUAUGGACACCACUCUCCCCACAGAUCCCAGCAUCCUGUCUCCUGAAAAAGCCUGUGCCUCCUUACAGGACAGCUGUGUCCAGCCUGUAGAGCUAGCAAAGUGCAACAUCAGCAACACAAACACAGGUAUGUAGUACAUGCAGAAACUGUUCAUUCUUUUCUGGAUGAACAUCUAGAUGCCAAACACAAAAUAUAAGCAUAUUUUUAUGUCUUUUUUUAAAUAGAGGAACUUAUAGACUCCGGACUGUCUGUCCUGAGUCUGGAGUCAGGAGAAACACACCCAACACACUCAACCAGCAGCGACAAGGUCAGUUUGAGAGGGAAGGAGGGCUGAGAGAAUCGAUAGAUAUGUAAAUGGACUAGUGAACGAAAGUGCAAAUGGAUGAUGAGUUUAAUAGAUAAAGAGACAGGCAGUAUCCCUGCACAGCUGCUGCGUAAUAUCCAAUUUGCUUUAAAGCAGAUUCACAACCUAUGAGGCCUGCUGGAGUGCAGGAGAAUUAGUCUCAUGAGGAAACGUGUUUUCAUCUCAUGCGCAGCUGAAGCAGCACGAUAAUAUAUGUAACUGCCUGCUUAAAUCAUUCAUGAAGAAAAGAAAGCAAUUGGCCUGGAGAUGGAUAAAUGGAUGUGUGAAUACUACAACAGAAAUCAGCUGUAACUUACAUGCUUCUUUUUCUUGUUUUUUUUUUUCAGGCAAGAGAGCAUGGGAAGAUAGUUUGAUUGGCAUUUUUCUGGAUUAAACACUGAAACCAAAUUACAGCAACACAGAGCAUUGCUUCUCUGUUUCUGGAUGCAUCGUGUUAUUCAAAUAGCUCAUUUGAGAUGUCUCUAUUUGUAUAAAAAGCACCAUGUCUUGUUCUUUUCUGUGGCAUGUCCAAUCUGUUGAACUUUUCAGAAAAGUUAAACAUAGGAAGGACAAAUGUUUUACCCUGCUGACACAUUGUUUUAUCCAAGCACUUUAUGAGUUUAAAGUAUGUGUCCUGACACAAUACUCCGAAAAGAAGUGUGCUACUUGAGUGCAAUAUCUCUGAAUGUUUACAUUUGUUUAGACAUUUCAAGUCGGCUAGCUCGUCAGUAACACUUCUGUAGCCCUUGAAAAUGAACGUCAGCCACAGUCAAAUGAUUGAAUUGCUGAUUUUGCCUUAGAUGUGUUUCCACAUGCGAUGAAGUCUGUAUCAAAUGCGAUAACAUCUGUGAUGGACAAACAGUAGAGUCUAUAUUUCUAGACUUAAAAAUUUGAGAAAUGAUUAUUAAUUAACUGCUACCAGCGUUGGUCGACCACCGUCCACUAAUCAUAAAGUAAUACAUGAAUGUUCUGCACAUUUAAGACUUGUUGGUUGAUAAAACCAGCCAACAUUGAGGACAAGUUUUUGAAAUAUUACUACUGAAAAAAACAGGUUUUUGUUCUACUAAACGGACAACCCAUUGAUUUCAUGUACGGUAUUCAGCUUAGAUUACACGGUAGUACAGCAUUAUUCUAACUACAAGCAGAAACAAGACAGUCAAAGUUUAACAAAGCCACUUGCAGAACUAAAACAUAUUUUUUCAUCCAUUAAAAUUUUGCUUUUGUUAAAAGCCCUAAAUGAUGACAACCUCCAACCUUUUUAGAGUUGUUUGGCCUCUGUGGGACUGACACAAGAGAUGUUGAUAAUAAGUCGUCUACGUCCAUGUGGGCAAGCUUUUUGUCCACGAUCGAAAUGCUGCAAGUCCUUGUUUGUUUUGUUAUAUUUUGUCUUUUUUAAUAAUGAAAUACAACUAAUAUUUUUGAAAAGAUUCAUCACUUAGGAUUUAGACAGUUUUGUGCCUUGCAUAUUGCCUUGUUAAUAUACUGAGGGUGUGCAUAUGUCCAUGUCAUUGUAUCAUAACAUGCCGUGGUGUUAAAUGUACUGUACUAACAGUGCAGCCUCAGUAUGGAUUUAUUUAUUUGCCUCUCCUUUAAGACAACAGAAUGUUAACCAGGUUGUUUCUCUAAAACUCUUCUAAAACAACGUCCAAGUGCAUUAUAGUAGCUACAUACUUCUGUGACAUGUACUGUUCUGAUCUUAUUUAUUGCUGUCUAUAAUUGUAUUUUUCAGUAUCAAGGAACAACUGUGAUAAAGAAGGCUUGAUGUGAUAAGAACUCAAGGAAGGUUUUGGUUUUCAUCAAUGCUACAGGAUAGUUAACAGUUAUGUAACCGCCUCCGAGAACAUUAGUGGAUGUGCUCUGAGCUGUGGGGCCUUGUUAGCUUUUACUGUGGUUUCAUUUAAUACAAAACACCAGGAAACCAAGAGGACAGUCACAAGAUUUACAGACAGUCAAACAAACAUCCAGAACAUGUGUCUAAUGGGACUUUAUGCUGUAUCAAACAUGUUCUUAUUUAUGGUAAUUGAAAAAAUCUCUCUUGAAAUGUUUUAAAUUUCAUGUGGGAUUAAAUUUAGUGAAAUGAAAUCUAGGACCUAAAACCAGGAAGCAUUUGUACAUUUGUUCUUGUCAAGCAUUCAGCUUUUAGACAUCUGCAUAAUCACUCUACUUGAAUGUCAGAUUUAAGAGGUGCCUGUUGUUUUUGCUCCCCCUGGGUGUCUGCUGCUGUCCUCCAUGUUUUUACACACACUCACAAGAACUAUUUAACAGUGAGUGCCUGUGUAUGACUGUGUUUUAAGGUAUGACUAAAUUCAGACUGAUCACCUGGUUUAAAUCUGUUUGCAAAACUGCAUCUUUUACUGUAGAAGAAUUUGGACGGAGGCUGAAGAACAUCAAUAAAUUUCUCUGUAUUUCAAAGCCUUA